Molecule: messenger RNA, 1875 nt
Organism: Closterium sp. Naga37s-1
Lineage: Eukaryota; Viridiplantae; Streptophyta; Zygnematophyceae; Desmidiales; Closteriaceae
Source: the annotation of a GenBank genome assembly
AUGGUUCUUACAGCGAACGAUGAUGUCUGGCUGGAGGGAGAGGUGAUGCAGUGGGAGCAGCAAGAGCGGUCGGGGAUGCAGAAGCUUCGCGAAAGACGCCUCGCGAAAAUAGCCGCAAAAGCAGCGGCUGCUGGCGUCAUUAGGACCUCAGCCAUCCGUCCGCCCUGGGCAGGCGGCACGCUCGGACGCAAAAUCCCAUCCGCUGCCCCCUGGUCACCCUUCAGCCGAAACGUUUCCGCCGCGGCUGCCCGAGCCGCCCGGCCGUCGCAGGCAGCGCCUGAACCAGCGAUCGACGAUGAGCCGGAUUUCCAGGACGAGUGGGCCGACGUGCGCGCUUCGUUCGACCUCACCCUGGCGGAGUACCGAAAGACGUUGAAAACCCGAUCGCCCAAGAUCCGAGAGACACCUAACCCGCUGAAACACUUCGUUCCGCGCCUGGCUGCUGACGUGGACGCGGCGGCGACGGACGCGCAGAACCUGGCGGUGGCGCCGGCGGCGGUCGCGGGAGCAGCGACGGGGCCGUGGGAUAGGCCGAGCCACCCAGGAGCAGCGGAGUGCGAGGACUGCCGCGAGGCGGAGCAACGGGCGACCGUGGCUUACCUGCUGAACCAGCGGGGGUACGACGCUUGCCGGCGAGUGACGGAGUGGGUGUAUUCCCGCGGCAUCCCCUCAGGCGAGUAUGAAUUUGUGGAGGUCGGCGUUCCUCCCGCCAGUGGCGCUCUCUCACCCUCGCCCCAACCAACCAAGCCACAACACCUCGUACAGCCGCAUCACCAGCAGCAGCAAACACCAAGCUCAGGAAAAGCAAACUCAAAGGACAAACCACCUGUACAGCAGGACCAAAAGCAGCAGGUAGUAAUAGUGGACAUAACCUUUCGCGCGCAGUUCACACUCUCCCGCCCAACCCCCGAGUACCAGGCGCUAUGGUCCGCCAUCCCCAGGGUUUUCGUCGGCACGCCCGCCAUGCUGCGCAAGCUGCUUGCGCUGCUCAUCGAGGCCAUGCGCCGCGAGGCGGAGGCGGGGGACGCGUGGUGCGGCGCAUGCAGCGGAAGCAAGUCAGGCGCGGAAGCCGUGACGGGCGGCGGGGAGAGCGGAAGCGCACCCCCCGCUACUACUAAGCCAAUAGCAUCAGACUGCAGCAGUAAGGAGGCGGGCCUCUUAAAGAUAGCGGGAGCAGCUGCGACUACAGCAGGGGAGAGCGGAGUCGCCGUAGCGAAUCCCGCCGUGGCCGUUCCCCCAUCAUCUCCGAGAUUCAUCCCGGUAGAUGCUGCGUUAUUGUCAGACCUGGCUACAGCCAUAACUCGGCGACUGCCGAGCAGCACGGGCAUUCGCAAGCAGCAGCAGCAGGGCCAGCAGCUGUCCGCGUCAGUAGCAGCGGCGCGGCAGCAGCAAGGAUUCGACCUCGGACGGGGCGCAGGCAAGCGCAGCUCCUCGAACAGCAGCAGUGCAGUAGUCCUAACGCCGGACAAUGCUCCUAGUAAUCAUGAUGAGAGUGACGGAGCGCCGUUCUGGGAGCUGCUGUUGCCUGCUGGCUCCACCAUCACCCCCGCCGCCGGCCACGCGGAGGUGAACGCGGCGUUGUUCAUGCGCCAGCGCAGUGUCGGCGCGCGCAACAAUUCCCCCGCCGCCGUUAGCGCGGCAAACUAUCGUUCUCCUACUAGUAGCGGAAGCGCGUUUCAGGGAGGUGCUACCACCAGCGACGCCUGUGGCACGAUGAGUGCGGUAACCACUGGUCCAAUUUCCAUCGCCAAUCGCAGCAGCCGUGUUCGCAAAGCCGGUCUGCUCAGCCUUCAGCUUCGAGCCUCGUCCGUUCCUGACAUACGAAACGGGUCCAUGCUCCAGGUGGGAGCCCGGGUAGCGGGUCGACCAAGCUAG